Ceraceosorus bombacis is the source of this 1419-nucleotide messenger RNA. The record is from the annotation of a GenBank genome assembly. Lineage: Eukaryota; Fungi; Basidiomycota; Exobasidiomycetes; Ceraceosorales; Ceraceosoraceae.
AUGUCAUCAGCAUACAUCGGUCUUCGUGUCCGUCUAACUCUGCAUCCUUCUAGCGGCACAUCCUCCCAUAUCCUAGUCGGUAGGAUACAAAGCAUAGACGCAUCUAGCGGCAUCCUCAAGCUCUUGCUAGACGAUGAGACCACCUUGGAAACAGUGAAUCGAAGCAAGAUCGCUGGUAUCGAAAUGAUUGGAGAGCGCACGGGCAACGACGGCGCCUCUUCAAGCUCGAACAACCAACUCGCAGCCCCUUCAGGCUCGACGCCCGGCUCUUCCCUCGUCUCCCACAGCCCUACCCCAUCGACUCCUCAGACAACAUCGAGCAAAGCUUCAAAGAAGAAGGCUGCAAAAGCAGCAGCGGUCGCUGCGGCCACAGCUUCGCUGGGUCAUGCUGAGCCUCCCAAAGGUCCCAAGGCCAUGUCUGUGACGCCCAAGAAGGAAAGCAAAGCCAAAAAUCUCGUCGCGAGUCAGACGCACGCAAAUCAAGAGUAUGAGGAGGAUUUCGACUUUGACAAGGCACUCAAGAGCUUCGACAAGAAGGCGGUCUGGGAUCAGAUUCGGGUGAGCGUCAGGACCGAUGCAGCGCAGCCGCUCAGAGUGCAUUCUGUAUCGACGCGCAGUUGAGCUGAAAGUGGACGCUCUCUCGUACGCCCAUCUAACCGAUCUUGCCAUCAGGCAUCAGAUCAGACGGACCCUUCGCUGCGUCUGCACGCGCACAACAGAGCAACAGCAGCGGCAGCAUGUAAAAGCUCUUCGCCUGCUCCUUUCAUCGGCAGCGCGCCCGACUUGGACGCUCUAACGCUGUCAUCACGGGGUCGGAUUGCAGCCGCUCGGAAUCCGCAAGAAAAGCUGAGAGCUGACGAGAACGUGUUGAGUCCCAGUCCUCCGCCAGAUUCCGAACGACAAUCAUCGCAUGUCAAUGGUAGCGGGACACACGCUAGUGAUGGAAUUGUUGGAGGGAGGGAACAAGAAGUGCAAGGCAGAUUGGAGCUGCUUUCUGCCUUGACGGGCGUUGAUAUUGCACCAGCCAGACCUGCAGAAGAUCAAGCUGCAGAGGCCCUGCGGCACAAUGGUAGCGGCAGCAAUUCAACGUACGAUCUCACGCUCUACACCUCCCCAUUGGCUCGAACAAAGCACCUUUCUCAAGCCCGCGCCUCCUCCGCCUCCUCGACAACCAAUGCAGGCAACCUGACCGUCCGUCUCUCUGGAACGCUGAGCAAGCUUCGAUACAACGGUCCCGUGCCGUCCGCCUCGGAUCAGAAGCUGAUCGCAGCAUUGCCCGAAAAGUAUGCGAAACCUCUAGGACUCGGAGGCACGGAGCGGGCGGGAGCUUUUGUGAAGAGGUUGGGAGAGUGGGUCGCUGCGAGCGCUGCGGGUAUUGCGACGAGCGUCGCGACUGAAGAGACGAACACGGCGGAAUAA